AUGCGUUCCUCACAAAAAAGAAAAAGACCAGAAGCAUCCCAUCCACCCCCUAUCACACCUCGUACCUCUGGACCAAGAGUUGGCCACAGGGCUCCGUCAUCGACCCGAGCAUCCAACACUCCUGGCAAUCCCAUCCAAGCUCCCACUUCAUCAGCUGCGAGACAAUUGCGAACUCCUUUUGCUACAGAAACAAGGCCUGAAGCGGAUGACUCCGAGAGAGUCACGGAGGAUGAUGUCGACUAUGUCAUUGGAGCCAUCGACCUGAAGGACCAUAGCACUGUGGGAUGCUCGUAUUAUUCCACCGCUGAAGAGAAAAUGUAUCUGCUCAGCGACAGCCGUAUGGGGGGAGCGGAGGUCAUCGAUGCGUUGAUUCUUCAGAUCAACCCGACGGUGAUAUUGACCCCUCCUCGAGUCGAUCUCCUUGAUAUGCAGGACCAAAGACAAAAUCUCGCACAGGAAAACGAAACCCUAGGAUCGUCGUCUUACCUGCCGUACCAGAUGGAUGUGCGCCCAACGCAGGAGUUUAGCUACUCCAAUGCGCAGAGUAGAUUGGUGGCACUUGAUGUGGCCUCUUCUCACGAGGAACGCUUCCGCUUUUUCGUCCCCCAGAACAGUCUUGCUGGGCCCGAAGAAGUGAACAUCGAUGAGAUUGGCUUCACGCUCCAGGAGGGAAAGCUCUUGCACAUCUCCAGUGCAGUGGAUAUAGAGAACCCGGUCUCGAUGGGCUGCGCCGGAGCGAUUCUCACAUACCUACAGAGGCGAAGAGCUACAGGACCGAUUGUAGGGGACAUAACUGGCUGUUCAUUCAGGGUUCGUUCACUGGAGAUGUUCAACCUGAGGAAUACCAUGUGGAUGAACAGCAACACCUUCUUGUCUCUCCAGAUUAUCCAAUCUGAGUCACAUCCCAACAUGUUCAACCAAGGCCCCGGCAAGAAAUCAUCGUCCUGCAAAGAGGGUCUUUCGGUAUACGGUCUCUUCCAGCGCUUUGCAUACACUCCUCAGGGUAGGGCUAGACUCAGACAGAUGUUCUUCCGUCCAAGCGUGGACCCAGCUACAAUCGAAGAACGGCAUGAUUUUAUCGGAGUGUUUUCGCGGCCAAAUAACUUGGCCCCGCUGAAGAAGAUGUCUAAAGGCCUGAAACAGAUCAAGAAUCUUCGACCUGCAAUGAUCAACCUCCGCAAGGGAGUCAGCACGGGAAGCGCCAAGAUCACAGGUUUCAAGACGACUGUAUGGGCGAGUCUACUUGCAGUACAUCUUGUCUACUUCCAAUGUUGUGACACAAAAAAACUUACUAAUGUGGUUGCACAGUUUGCCUUUUACGCGAUUGACGUGCGAGAUGCGUUGCGUGAAAUCUCGGGUGCAGAUAUGUUGAGGAUCAGGCACAAGGCUCUCCGAAUAUUUGAAGCAGCACAGCUCCACAGAGUGGGACGGAUGAUCCAAGAGAUUGUCGACAUCGACAACUCGGAAGAACAAGGCAGGGCGGUAGUUAAACAGGGCCUUGACAGAGAUCUUGACCGGAUGAAAGACAGAUAUGACGGCUUGAGCAGUCUUCUCAAAACCGUCGCGAUUGAAAUUGCCACAACAAUCCCCGGGGACCUUGAUAUUGAUGUAAACGUGAUCUACUUCCCCCAGCUCGGAUUCAACAUCGCCACUCCACUCAAUGAUCGAGGAGAAGCGGCAUAUACCAGCUCCCAUGAAGACUGGGAAUUGAUGUUCAUUACGGAAAAUCGGGCAUAUUUCAAGGAUUUCCGAAUGAGGGAGAUGGAUGGUAAACUGGGCGAUAUAUACGGACUGAUCUGCGAGAAGGAAAUCGAGAUCGUGUACGAUUUAGCCCAGCGCGUCCUCCAAUAUGAAAGUGCUCUGGUGGAUGCAUCUGAUAUCUGUGGAGAGAUUGACAGUCUCCUAGCCCUCACUCAGGCGGCUAGCUUUUACAAGCUGACUCGGCCUCGGAUGGUCCAGGACAAUAUCAUUCGAAUCAAGGGUGGCCGCCACUUACUCCAAGAGUUGAAAGUGUCCUCAUAUGUACCAAACGAUACUCUGCUCGUGGGUGGGCGUGUACAACCCGAAGAGACCGAAGGCGCUUCGUCUCAAAUCCACAAUCCCAGCAUGUUGUUGCUGACUGGGCCAAACUAUUCGGGCAAAAGUGUCUAUAUCAAACAGGUGGCUCUGAUAGUCUAUCUCGCACAACUUGGCAGUUUCGUUCCUGCAGAUAGUGCAGAGCUAGGAAUCACCGACAAGAUUUUGACAAAAAUCAACACGCAAGAAAGUGUCUCCAAGAUCGAAAGCACAUUCAUGAAUGAUUUGAAGCAGAUUUCACUCAGUUUGAAACAAGUCACUAGUCGGAGUCUAGUUCUCAUCGAUGAAUUCGGCAAGGGAACGAACGAGUGUGAUGGCAUUGGGCUAGCCUGUGGGAUCCUCGAGCAUCUACUGAGCUAUGACGAUGCCCCCAAAGUCAUCGCAGCGACCCAUUUCCAUGAGAUCUUCGAACAUGGUUUUCUCAUGCCACGGCCACGGUUGCAUCUUGGGCAUAUGGAAGUUCAAGUCUGCGAACAAAGCCAGGAGGUAGAAGACCAGAUCACGUAUCUUUACAAGUGUGUCUCAGCAUGUUCCCGUCUCGAGUCAAAUGUGGACCGUGGUGGCUGA
This is a messenger RNA of Penicillium alfredii, 2643 nucleotides long. RefSeq names its product DNA mismatch repair protein MutS core. Gene Ontology annotation, molecular function: mismatched DNA binding; ATP binding; ATP-dependent DNA damage sensor activity. The transcript has 13 exons. NCBI's taxonomy places the organism in Eukaryota, Fungi, Ascomycota, Eurotiomycetes, Eurotiales, Aspergillaceae. Gene Ontology annotation, cellular component: nucleus. The coding region runs from base 1 to 2643 and encodes 880 amino acids. Gene Ontology annotation, biological process: mismatch repair; chiasma assembly. The record is from RefSeq and is a predicted model, not a curated record.